AUGGGAAGCAGGAAGUCGCUGUGCUGUGGGUUUUCAGCUCUGGAAGUGACGCUCGGCGUCAUGUUCGUCGUUAUGACCGGCGUGUGCAUCUCGCUCAUCGUCCUGUACGUUACCAGGGAAAAGCACACAGAGACUCCGCCCCCUCAGCACACACCUUACCUGAUCGGCGUGGGCCGAGCCGACUGCACCGGACCGCCGGCUGAUGUCCCUAUGAUGGGCUAUGCAAACCCUCAGCAGACGGCUGCAGGCAUACACACCCGUUUGUACAGCAGAGCCUUCAUCGUCGAUGACGGCAAGCGCAGGGUGGUGUUCGUCACAGCAGACAUAGGAAUGGUUUCACAGAGGCUCCGACUCGAGGUUCUGCAGGCACUGCAGGUGAAGUACGGGGAUCUAUACCGGCAGGAUAACGUUGUUCUGAGUGGGACUCACACUCACUGUGGACCCGGCGGAUAUUUCCAGUACACGCUGUUCAUGAUCACAGGCGGUUACAUGAAGGCUGCCAUCGAGCCGUUGGUCAAUGGCAUUGUUAAGAGUAUAGACAUAGCCCACAAUAACAUGAGGCCCGGCAGGAUCUACAGGAACAGAGGAGAGCUGGACGACAGCAGCCUGAACAGAAGUCCUCAUUCGUACCUGAACAACCCCGAGGAGGAGAGGCGCAGGUAUAAGUGGAACACCGACAAACAGGUGCUGGUGCUGAAGUUCACCGAUCAGGAUGGAGACGGCAUCGGUAUGAUCAGCUGGUUUGCUGUCCAUGCAGUGAGCAUGAACUACACCAACCGCAUGGUGAGCAGCGACAACAUGGGCUACGCCUCCUACCUGUUGGAGCAGGACAAGAACCCUGGAGGGCUACCUGGACAGGGAAGUUUCGUUGCUGGUUUCUCCUCCAGUAACCUCGGAGACGUCACUCCGAACACCAGAGGACCAUACUGUGUGAACACUGGGCUGCCCUGUGACUACCUGAACAGCUCCUGUCCCAUAGGAGGGACUACAAUGUGUCUGGCGUCCGGACCUGGAGAAGACAUGUUUGAGAGCACUCGGAUCAUCGGACACAACGUCUACCUGAAAGCCAAGGAGCUGUAUGCAAAUGCAGUCGAGGAGGUGACCGGCUUCAUUCAUCAUGCUCAUCAGUGGGUCAACAUGACUGAUGUCACUGUUCAGAUCAAUGAGACACACACGGCGAGCACAUGUAAACCAGCUCUGGGUCACAGCUUUGCAGCAGGAACAACAGAUGGAGGCGGAGGCCUGAACUUCACCCAAGGCGCUGUGGAAGGAGACCCCUUCUGGGAUGGGAUCAGAGACGCUUUGCUUGGCCCACCGUCCAAUCAGACGAAGGAAUGUCAUCAUCCCAAACCAAUCCUGUUCAGCACAGGGGAGAUGAACUGGCCUCUGCCCUGGCAUCCUCAGAUUGUCGACGUUCAGAUGAUCACCAUCGGCUCUGUGGCUGUCGUAGCUGUUCCUGGAGAAAUGACCACCAUGUCAGGGCGGAGGUUACGAGAAGCUAUCAAAGAGGAGCUGGAGUCAGAGGGAACACUAAAGGACAUGGAGGUGGUGAUUGCAGGCCUCAGUAACGUGUACACUCAUUACAUCACCACCUAUGAAGAAUACCAGGUGCAACGGUAUGAAGGCGCUUCAACCAUAUACGGCCCGCACACGCUCAGUGCCUACCUGCAAAAGUAUCGAGGCCUGGCCCGAGCCAUCGCUCAGGACAGAGUCUCAGAGCUGCCAGCCGGCCCUCAGCCUCCCUUCUUCACAGAGAACCUCUUUAAUUUUGUGCCCCUGGCGCUCUUUGACAGAAAACCUGAGAAUAUGAGCUUUGGAGACGUCCUGGAGCAGGUUUACCCCGUUUAUAGACAGGGUGAUGUUGUGACUGUCACAUUUGUAGCAGGGAACCCGAGAAACUCUGGAGAUAUUAGGGAUAAAACUUUUGUCACUGUUGAGAUUUUUGACAACAGAACAGAAACCUGGGAGGUUGUCCACAAUGAUGCAUCAUGGGAGACCAGGUUUCACUGGCUGAAGGGGUCAAACUGGCAGAGUAACGCCACAGUGGAGUGGCAGAUUCCCCCGACAGCCUCGGCGGGCUCCUACAGGAUCAAACACUUUGGCCACUACAAAGAGCUGAAAGGCCUGCAGCCGGUCAUAACGCCGUACGAAGGCUCGUCGGACGUCUUCACGGUCACUGCCAGCUUCUACUACGAGUGA
Messenger RNA from Pelmatolapia mariae (spotted tilapia), 2199 nucleotides. RefSeq names its product N-acylsphingosine amidohydrolase 2 (gene asah2). Gene Ontology annotation, molecular function: N-acylsphingosine amidohydrolase activity. The record is from RefSeq and is a predicted model, not a curated record. Bases 1 to 2199 code for a protein of 732 amino acids. Gene Ontology annotation, cellular component: extracellular region. Lineage: Eukaryota; Metazoa; Chordata; Actinopteri; Cichliformes; Cichlidae. The transcript is spliced from 20 exons. Gene Ontology annotation, biological process: long-chain fatty acid biosynthetic process; ceramide catabolic process; sphingosine biosynthetic process.